CCGUAGGGUUAGUGCCUGCCCUAUACACGUAUUUGGGCGGCAAUAGCCAGUGCCCACCUAUGCACUACUGCGCAAUGUAUGCAGCAGCGUUGAUGCACAACCGCCGUACACUUGACUCUACUGAAAGACGUUACACAGUUCAGUAGAGUCGGUGUACGACGGUUAUGCAUCAACGCUGCUAUGUAAUCCUAUAAACAUGCGCGCUGAUAUACGCUUCGCUGGUAUGGCAUGCGGUUGUAUGCGAGUGAGCGCAGUGCACUGCGUGACCACUGGGCACACUGCUCUCUCUCGGUCCACUGUCUUGCAAGAAUCUCUGCGCAUUUAAUAAUUGUAAACAUCAUAUUAUGCACAGCAUAUACGUUGCACACAGAGAGCACCUCAGCUGGCUGACCGAAUGGAUUUUGAUCUGGUGCAGUCAGUCAUCCGUGGAAUGCUCUGGAUUUUGAUGCAAGCAUGUAUACUGAUGGUACUGCAGUUUCGGUCAGCUGAUAACAAAAUACUUUCCAACAGAGUAAUUGUCCAUGCAAAAAACAAAUUGCAGAGUUCUCACGGCGCGUUAUCUUAAUGUCAUUCCAUCAGCCAGUGGAGAGUCAUACACAGAUAACGGGCAGCGCUGUCUUCAUUGGGCUAUGGUAAGUGCAAUUUAUCGCUCUUCACAAGGCAGCGCUUUAAUUUCAUGUUUGUUGUCCUGAAGUCCAAAUCGGAGAUUCUCUUUUUCCUUCAACAAUUUUACAAAUGCCUAUCGUAUUGGCGCUGCGUUAUUGAUUUUAUUUCCAACAAUAAUAAAAUGUCGCGCUUAAUUGUUUUGGUGAUUACGGUAUAUACAGGUUGUCUGGCUUUCUUGGCCGGCAGUUAUGGCCGUCAGUCGCUGCAGUCCGAUUCCUCUGCUGCACCUUGCCCGCAUUUUUGCACCUGCUAUCCUACCUUCUGGAAAUGCGGCGACAGUAAAGCAUCACUGUGGCCGUUAGACAAUCAUCCAGAUGCAAUGAUCAGAGGCGUUCGCAUGCUCGAUUUAUCAGGAUCAGAUGUGGACGUCCUGCCUAAUCAGAGCCCAACCCAUAAUUUUCCCGACCUUCAGCUCAUCAUCCUGUCGCAGACGAUUUUCGACGGCCAGCAAUGCCGCGAACUGGAAUGCCUGGAGAAUUUGGGUAUCCGAGUCAUUGCUCCUCGUUGCCCUGCAGACAAACGCACCGGAUGUGCGUAUCCGCCAUGCUGCCCAUGGGCUGCAGCAGCACGGACUCGUCCACUUCCACCACCAUCACCUACUGCCGACAAGUCUCAGUCUCCACUGCUACCAUUCAUCAACGGAGAAACCUCGACCAUUUUCAACCCUUCGCGGGAUCGGGAAUACAGCACACGGGCUAUGGCACCAUCAACAGCCGCGACCGAUAAUCUGAGCGGUAAGAGUGAUGAUGGGGAGCGUAUUGUUAUUGGUGUGGACAACACAACUCAUUCUACUGCUGCAAUUUUUCCCGUUACGCUGUUAUCGCUGCCAGCCGUUUUAACAACGUAUGCGAGUUCGAGAAAGCCGCCUAGUCAUGCGACUGCAAGUACGGGUACAUUACUUCCGCUGACUACAUCUAGUGAUUAUUACCUGCGUAAAGUAGUGGUGGUGGGCGGAUUAAGUACUGCCGGCAAAACUGCUACACAGCUACCGCCGACUACGAUAAAGACAACAUUGACGCCGUCCGCUGUUGUAACACCCACACGCGCGCCCGCCCAGCUAGAAUUUAAUUUGAUGUCGAUAUUAACCACAACCUCUUUUAUCACUGAUAAAGUGUUCGCAACGUCAUUCCCUGUCGAAUUGGUCAUGCAUCGUGAGAGUUAUUACAAGAAUAGGGAUCAGAGUAGCGAUAAUGUAGCUGUGUCAAAAAGCCCGAUAUGA
Molecule: messenger RNA, 1885 nt
Organism: Paramacrobiotus metropolitanus
Lineage: Eukaryota; Metazoa; Tardigrada; Eutardigrada; Parachela; Macrobiotidae
Exons: 2
Coding region: 677-1885 (402 amino acids)
Source: RefSeq, a predicted model, not a curated record